Molecule: messenger RNA, 1868 nt
Organism: Colletotrichum phormii
Lineage: Eukaryota; Fungi; Ascomycota; Sordariomycetes; Glomerellales; Glomerellaceae
Exons: 6
Coding region: 110-1729 (539 amino acids)
Biological process (GO): transmembrane transport; metal ion transport
Cellular component (GO): plasma membrane
Molecular function (GO): magnesium ion binding; magnesium ion transmembrane transporter activity; cobalt ion binding
Source: RefSeq, a predicted model, not a curated record
GUGGCAGCUCAAAGGCAUCACCGCGAGCCUCAUCAUCCCACAUGUUUCUCACAGUCUCACAUGUCUAACGAAUCCGAAUCUGCAAAACCAUCAAACUGGGCUAGAAGGCAUGGCGAUACCAACCACCACCGCCGCCGCCGCUGCCACCACCACCGCCUUGGACGACAAGUUCCAGAAUCUGGACGAUGAGGCCGUGUACGCUCGCGUCAAAGCCGAGGCUGCCAACGACAAGGCUCUCAACUUUGUCGUCGAGUUUAGCCACCAUGAGGCCUUGAUCGCUUUCAAUCUAACCUCUGAUGAUUUCAGUCACCUCGUCAUCCGGAAGCGCAAAGAGGGGAUGGUGCGCUGGAUUAACAUCUGGUCGCCGAACAUGCAGAAACCAGCCGUGGAGUGCAUCGGCGCCCAGUACGAGUUCUCUAAGAGACUGCUCGCCAUCAUGACGGCUCCGGCCUUGUCGUCUCUCAAGCAGGCCAACCCGACCCCGGUGAUGUCACCGCAAGGAGGAGGAGAAGGAGGAGAUGUCGAGAAGGGGUCGUCGUCCGACGGCCUUGGACCUCCACCGCCGGGACAGACACAGGCACAAGUGUUGGAGGAGCUUGAGAUCUAUCAACUUGUGAAGGAGACGGUUAACUACACUUCCAUUGACCAAGGGAAUCACUUCCUUUGCAUCGGUGCCAACUGGCUGCAUACCCGUCCACGGUCCCAAAUCACCGACCAGAAACCAAGUCUACUGCCGCCUAGACACUGGUCAUGGCUUGCUCUCUGCUCCGACUCCGUCGUGGUGUCUUUCCACGAGACGCCAUCGUCCGAAGACGAGGAGGAACUCGUCAACAUGAGAUCCAACACGACCAGCGUAUUGUGUCAACUCUCCAAGCACGGCGUAGAAGAUUUCGAGCAAAGGCUUCUCUCGCUGAAACCGGUCCGGCAAGCCAUGCCUCGCUCGGAACUUGACGGCAACACUGCCCGCGAGGGCUCGAGCAAUCUCUUCUAUUAUCUCUUCGAGGACUAUUCGUCGGCUCUGCCCGUUUUAAAAACUUCCAAGAAUGAGCUGGGUCGAUUGAGUGAUUCGAUCUUGAAGCCGAACAAAAAAACCAAGGUGAAGACGGGAGAGAUUAUUGAAUCAUUGCAUAAGUUAAGAAAGGAGCUCAGCCAGCUCCAACACCUGUUUGAGGGCUACAAAAGCCUCAUCAAGCGAAUCUGCUGGCCUCGGUCGCUGGAUGCCUAUCGCGAGGGUCAAUACGGACACCUAGAGUUAUCUAGCAGUAUUUCCGGUGAGGUGAACAUCUCAUUGUCAGCAAGAAGUCGCUUCGAGCGCCUUGGAGACAGACUGCAACUGUUGAUGCUCAACACAAUCCAGGAGUACCUGGACGAGCAGAACGCACUUUCAAACACGUAUUUCAACCUAACGGCCCAAAGGGACUCGCAAGCAACUGCCCGCCUGAGCAGGAGCGCUACCGUACUAGCCAAGCUGAGCGUCUUUUUCCUCCCCAUAACCUUCAUGACCAGCUAUUUCUCAGUAGAGAUACCCGAUCUGGUGGAACACUACACACCGAAGAUGUACUGGGUCUGUUUUGCCGUGAUUGCCGGAAUCUCCUUCAUUAGCCUCUUCUUCUUCAGUCGCAUGAUUGAAGUCCUCAGCGACGUCCUCGAGGCUUGGGCCCACACCGCGAUACAAAACAUCCGGCGCUUUGUUGGACUCAAUGUACAAGACGAUAGAGAAGAACAUUAAUAAAGAUGUCGGAACGCCGCAUUCAAUAGCCAGGUGACCUUCGGCAGCGUAUCGGGGUACACCCUGUCCAUCUCAUCCAGGCAUAUAGUAACCAAAACCACAAAGAACGUGAUGGUAACGAAAUUCCAAAAGUCCGCUU